AUGCGUUGUUUGAGCCAUACGUCGUAUCUUGCCCUUCGAGUCGUGUUUCUCUAUGCUCUGCCAACCCUUUCACAUCCGGCAAUUCAAACUUGGUUGACAACUCCAUGGAAGGCACCUCCACUUCUACCUCAAAUAGCUGAAUUCAUUUCACGCGACAAUACAAGUGCCUUGUUCCCGUUCUUAACCUUAUUGAGUGAAUCUAGCAUAUACGAACUGACCACUCCCAAGGAAGUGUAUCACGGGGCUCUAAAACUAUUGGCAGACGACAAAAGCUCAAACUUGUUGUCUGGUCCUGCUGCCUUAGAUCUAUUAAAGUUAUCAUUAUCACUACACGAAUUUGCACCUGCUAUAGAAGCCCAUUUUCAAUAUUAUGAAAGCACCGUGGUGCAACAGGCUUCAACAAAGUGGAAGUCUGAUUGUCGAAAUUGGGUGGAUUGGUAUGGAACUCAAUAUUGUGAUGUGGAGAGCUUCUCAGCCGUCGCUAUGAAGAAGGUGAAUAGCGACCCUCGUAAAUUAUUGCCAAUUGAUCAUGUUUAUACCGCUGCUGGCAACCACGGGAAACGUCUUCCUACUGCCAUUCUAUAUGCAGACUUGACUACCGGCGAAUAUCUACCGUUGCACAUCGCUCUGACUACUAAGGCAGACAACGGUUUGAUAUUUUAUGUAUUGAGGUACAGGCCUCCACCUGUACCACAGAACGACACUUUAUACGUGUCUGGAUAUGGCGUGGAGCUGGCCAUUAAAAGUACAGAGUAUCUCGUUACAGAUGAUCGCAACAUUGAUACAUCCCAAGAUCAAACCGUGCUUUCUCCUGGUGCUCGGAGUGGUGAUGGGCCAGUUGACACAGAGGACAUACUGUCAAGUGCUCAACCUACUAUACAAGUUCUGAAAGCUGAUGAGAUUGCUGAUUUGUCUUUGAAGGCUAGCCAAUAUGUCAUGACAUCAUCUAAUCCAUUCGACGCUCUACAACGAGUAUCCCAGGAUUUCCCAAGAUAUGCUCAUCUGAUUGCUGCAACGACACUGCAGCCACUAUACCGCUCUAGCGUAACCUCUCGGUUUCAAGAAGAGGAAAGCACGACGCUCAAUCCAGAUGCACGUGUGAAGCAUGGCAUAUCCGUGAAUGGCUUGGAACUAGAUCUGGAGACGAUUAAUGCCUUUCAAUUACUGAGAACCCUCAAGUCAGAGCAUCGAUUGGUCUCGUCAUUGGUAUCCUUGGGCUUCACGCCUGAAACCGCCAUAGAUUUGCUCUCCACCAUUGGACAGUCUGACCCUGGAGCUGAUGCAACAUCUCUUGGGCAAAUGUUUGAUGUUCGUAGUGAUGCAGUCUUUUGGUGGAAUGAUUUGGCUAAAGAUAAGAGAUACUUGGGACGUUUUCAAGAUUCUGUGCAAGAGUUGUUGAGGCCUAGUUUUCCCGGUCAGAUGAAAUACAUUAGGAAGAACUUUGUGUCGACUAUAUAUGCCGUGAAUCUCGCAAUACCAGAGCAGCUGAGAAUGGUCUUGGAGAGUUUGGCUUAUAUUGAUCGAGAUAUACCUAUUCGAAUGGGUAUCGUGCCGGUGAUAGAUACUACAGAUGAAACGAACAUCCUCGUUACCGAGCUUGUCUUGUAUGCACUACAUCAUGAAACUCGAAAAGAAGCCAAAGCUUUGUUACAAGCGCUCCUGCCUGAACUGCAGAAGAAGCUGCCUCCUUCAGAACUAGCGACUGCCAUCACAGCAGUAUGGUCUCGGCUGUCACCAAGUAUUGCUUUGGCAACAGUCAAGCAAACGGUUGACGGCGAGGUUGAAUCCGUCAAAAAGUUUAUGAGCCGUCUUGGAAUCAAUGCCAAAUUGGGUGCCAUAUUUGUUAAUGGUGUUUACUUGGAUGCAGAUGAGGCAUAUCAACAAAAAAUGGUUCAAACAUACUUUUCUCAUAUCGAUUUCCUGAUUCGAAAAGUUAUGGAGGAGGAGAUCACAGACGAAACAGAUCCAUUCGAGCUCUUUAUGGAUUUACCUAGUGUCAACUCGCGUAGAAAUGAGUACAUAUUCAUUUCAGAUACAUUCCCUCUUAAAAUGGUGGAUGUAGCUCAGGCUGAUGAUUAUGGGGUAAUCGACAAUCUGAAAUAUCUGUCGUCGUCUUAUUCUAAGGAAUCAGGUCUGGCUCCCAUGUCUAUUUGGCUUGUUGCUGAUUUCACGACUAAUAGUGGAGCACAGCUUGCUCUGAAUGCCAUCAAGUCCUUGAAAUCCGCUGAUAGAAUACGUAUUGCAUUCCUCCAUAAUGGAGCAUCCAGCGAUGUAAUACCUGCUCUGCAUAAUGUAUUGGCUCUGGCAGGGGAUGCUUUGACCAUCGAUAAUAUCGAGUCUUACAUUAUGGCUUAUUUGGAAGAGAAGAAACCAUCACUGCCGGAAUCAGCCAAGGUUUUAGAUACCCAAGCGCAGAACAGGAUGAAAUCUUUCAUUUUGGAUGGACUCUCUAUAGCUCCUGAAUCAGUUAUGAUUGUUAUCAAUGGUCGAGUUGUUGGACCACUGACAGAAGCAUCGUUGUUGAAUGAAGAUGAUUUCCAUUUACUUGUGAAUCUAGAACGCAAGGAACGUGCUGCUGGCCUAUGGGAAAAGAUUCAAGCGGUGCCUUCAUCUAGUACCUGGUCGGAUUCAACUAUAGCAACCGUUAUGCUAAAAGUGCAGUCUGUAGUAGCUGGAUCUGUUACAGACAUUUCAGCUGGUAGCAUGUACACAAAUCAAAAGAGUCGUGUUCCUGAAUGGCUUCUUUCUAUCAAGCAGGACACUACUCCGCAUUUGACCUUUUUGAACUCACCUGCUUCUGAUGCAGCCUAUCUGAGAGUCCUGGUAGUCAUUGAUCCUGCAAGUCAUGCUGCUCAAAAGAUUUCGGCGAUUUUGAAUGUGUUGAAACAGCUAGACAAGACACAUGUUGAAGUCCGUCUCGCUCCAGUUGCAAAGCUGUCUCAAGCACCUGUCAAGCGAUUCUAUAGAUACUUGAUUGACGCUGAGCCAGCAUUUGAUGACAAAGGGUACCUUGAACAUUCACAUAUUCGGUUUGACAAUAUGCCAAUGGACCCUCUAUUGACUUUGGGUUAUGAUGUUCCUAAUGCGUGGGUGGUCUCUGCUAUAUCCUGCAAGCAUGAUUUGGACAACAUCAAACUCUCUAAGUUAGAUGCAGCUUCAAGCGUGAAGGGUGUUGAAGCUAUUUUCGAGCUGAAGCAUAUACUUGUUGAAGGCCAUGCUCGAGACUUGAGCAACAAUCAACCGCCACGUGGACUCCAAUUCAUUCUUGGAACUCCAAGUCAACCAGACAUGGAGGACACCAUAACCAUGUCGAAUUUGGGAUAUUUGCAAUUAAAGGCAUUCCCAGGAGUCCUAGAUUUACGAAUACGUCCAGGUCGAUCAAGAGACUUGUUUGAAAUGGUGUCGGCUGCUGACUCAUACUCUUCAAGACGGAAUCUCGCUACUGAUUCUUUAUUGGGUACAGAAGGAUCCAAAAUUGCAGUCAGUAGUUUCGAAGGUGUUACUCUCUUCCCUGUGGUGACGAGAAAAGCAGGCAUGGAAUAUGAAGAUGUAUUGCAACCUGAUGAACCUGAGAAGGAGGACAAUUCGAUGUGGAAGAGUAUUAAAGGAUCGUGGGCUGGUAGGGAGAAGAAACGAAAUGGAACUGCCAUCAACAUUUUCUCUGUUGCAUCUGGACAUCUAUACGAGCGCUUUAUGGGAAUCAUGAUGGUUAGCGUCAUUAGGAAUACGCAUUCUCCGGUCAAGUUUUGGUUGAUUGCAGACUUUUUGUCUCCAUCAUUCAAGGAUUUCGUGCCUCUAUUGGCUGAACAAUAUCACUUUGAUUAUGAGUUCGUUACAUACAAAUGGCCUCAUUGGUUGCGAGCACAGACUGAAAAGCAACGGACGAUAUGGGGAUACAAGAUUCUCUUUUUGGAUGUCUUGUUCCCUCUCAGUUUAGAGAAGGUCAUUUUCGUGGAUGCUGAUCAAGUAGUCCGUACUGAUUUGAAGGAGCUUAUGGAGUUGGAUUUGAAAGGCCGUGUAUAUGCUUAUACCCCAUUCUGUGCUUCUCGUACUGAGAUGGACGGAUUCCGAUUCUGGAAGCAAGGGUAUUGGGCUAGUCAUUUAAAUGGCAAGCCGUAUCACAUUAGUGCCCUAUACGUCAUUGAUCUUGUGAGGUUUAGACAGCAGGCCACUGGUGAUCGAUUAAGACAGUCGUAUCAGAUGCUCAGUGCUGAUCCUAAUUCGCUUGCUAAUCUGGACCAGGACUUGCCUAAUAACAUGCAGCAUCAGAUACCUAUAUUUUCGCUGCCUCAAGAGUGGUUAUGGUGUGAGACGUGGUGCUCCGAUGAAGAACUCAAGACUGCCAAGACAAUAGAUUUGUGCAAUAAUCCAUUGACCAAGGAGCCGAAACUCGACCGAGCUCGCCGAAUCCUUCCUGAGUGGGAAGGAAUAGAUAAUGAAGUUCGAGAAUUUGCUGAAAAGGUGAAAAGGUCAAAUACGUCCAGCGAAAGAAAACCUGCUGUUAAAGGAGGGACUGUUGAAGCAACCCUUCCUGACAAGGACGAAUUGUGA
This is a messenger RNA of Synchytrium microbalum, 4551 nucleotides long. RefSeq lists its product as uncharacterized. Gene Ontology annotation, molecular function: UDP-glucose:glycoprotein glucosyltransferase activity. The coding region runs from base 1 to 4551 and encodes 1516 amino acids. The transcript is spliced from 27 exons. The record is from RefSeq and is a predicted model, not a curated record. Gene Ontology annotation, cellular component: endoplasmic reticulum. Lineage: Eukaryota; Fungi; Chytridiomycota; Chytridiomycetes; Synchytriales; Synchytriaceae.